UGGCGAAGGUCUUGCUGGAGGUUGGGCUCUGCAUCAUGAAGGUUGAAAACGCUGAGGAGUGGGCUGUUCAUUGCGUGUAGUAUUAAAGACGACCGGGCCACCGUCAAUGAAGUAGGCUUCAUUACGAGGAGGAAGGACACUUAGCGGCUCUGGGAGGCCUCUUACUGGGCUGCUUUGUCCUGCAAGGAUGUGCAUGGAGUUCAAAUGUUCGUUGAUGCUUGGGGAGGCCUGUCUGCUUCUUGCUUGCAAUGCUCUUGUUUCUUGAUGGAUGGAUGGAGGAAUGAUUGAAUGAGCAUUGUUUAUGUCCAGUCGGUUUUGGAUCGAUGUAACUGCCAGUGAUUGAUGGGCACUAUCGAUGGUAUGUUUGGUAUACGAACCGAUGCAGGCAGUACUAGUCGCAAUCAUCCAUGGUGUUGAAGGCUGUUUGUGGAAGUGUGCAGCUGUCUUCCAUGGAUCUGAAGCUUGAGUGAUCCUGCAUUGGCUGUCUGGGCGAGUUGUAAGCAUAGCCAUGGCACAGUCUCUUCUUGUUCCCGGGCAUGUUCAUCCCCCUUCUUCUUGCAUGUCCUCUUUUUGUUGCAAUCAGCGAAGAGAGUCGGGUGAGGGGGCGAAGGCUGUGAGGCGAAGUCAGUGGCAUUGGCGGGGUUCAUCGUGUGUGCUUUGUGGUUCUUUUUCAGACUCUUUCUGUAGGGGUGGAAUUGGUUGCUUAUCAGGAUCGCUUGACCUGAAAGCACAUCCGGGGUUUAGUUUGGUCUUCAGGUCUAGGAUGACAUCUAGCUCUCUCAUCUGCUGCACCAAUCAGGAUAGACUUUUUGCUGUACAUAGGCUGCUCGAUAACCGUCGAUCUGCAUGCCGCUGCUGCUUGGAUCGCCGUCAAUCUCCUGCUGAUGCAUUUAACAGGGCUGUUGUACACUAUAUGUGCUCGAGUCCUCGUUUGCACAUUCCCGCGACCUUUUCCAAAGCAAUCAGUUUUAGGCUCACUUCAAUUGCUCAAGUCAAUCAUCCAGCGUUACAAAGAACAUGUGCUCCACAGAGGUCACCGAGCGCGUUUUCGUCUUUUCUGUCCAGCACGUUCCUGCCUGUUGUAUCAAUUGGGCCUGUACAGUGGUUAGGGCAUUCCGCUACCUGCAAUCGCCGGGGCCAGAGGAGUUUGGAGAACUCCUGUGUUGUCCAUGUGUCGUCCGGAUCUGGAUCUGCGAGGAGAACGAACCGUCGCAGAUGGGGAAAUCCUCCUCCCACUGUGCAGAAAACUGCACCAUAUGGAUCGCGGUCCGAGCAGCAGGUGAAGGAUCUCUCUGAUCGCGAUCUGCAGCAGGCUGCUGACUAUGUUUCUGGGUUGGACCAUCCGGAGAACUCUAGAUCUAUGGAAUUAGUGCACAACCGUGCGACCAUUGCAAGCAGUGAAGAGGAGGUUACUGGCGAUGAUAGUGUAUUGCUACCUUUGAUACCUGAAGCAAACACUAGGGACAAAAAUGUGUAUGUUGAUCAUGGUUCGGGCUGGUCUGGACUGCAGGGUUCACACCCUGUAGUUACUGGUUUUCGGAGCCAGGAGGAGGGUGUGGGUGAGUUCGGUUACAAGAUGGUAGAGGAAAAAGCUCCAUCUAAUGUGGAUUACCAGAUUGCCCAGCCAGAAGGCUUGGGGCAGGUUGAUUCUGUCGGUUUUGCAGCAGCAUCUCUGGGAGUGGAUGCUGAUAGAGUCAGAUCGACGGUGCAGAUGGAUCCUGUGGAUCUUGGUAUUUCUGCGAGUGGUGAGGUAGAAACUUUGGGUGGAACACGGAGAGAAGAUGAUGAUGUGUUGAUGCUCUCGGAGGUACAGCAGGUGGUCAAGAGUGUUGCUGGCAGAGCAGCGGAUGGGUUUGACAUGGUGCAUGAAGCAGAGGCUCCAGGGCUGUAUGGCCAAGAUGAAACUGUCUUUCCUAUCCACCACAAUCUUUUGCCGAUUGCCGGUGAUCAUAAGGACUUGCCUGUUCACUCUCAGCAGAGUCCAGCUGGAGGCCCUUCGCAUGAGGGAAACGCAGUAGCAGCAGAAAAAGAUGGUGAUGGAGCUAGUGCGCUCAGAUUGGUGGCCGAGCCUGAGGCUACGAAUGAACCAUCGCUUCUUAGUGAUCGAACUCUUGAGGACGUUUGGGGAGAAGGUUCAGGUCCCAUCUUUAUUGUUAAAGAUGGAAAACUGAAUGUUGAUAUUGUUGAGGUUUUGCGUCGGAGUGGCGUUGAUCCAGACCACCCAGAUUCCGCUUCCGCCAAUGCCAAGGAGACAGCUGCGCGGAGAGUUGAGGCGGCCCUCGACUUCGCGGACGAGAUCGUGGGGCGGAGGUUAAACAUUCCGGAAAACAGCAAGCUGUUUCGCUGCGAGGACAAACAACUUGUGACACACGUGGACGUCAAUAAUGUUUUCACCUACUUCUCCUGGAAUCAGUUUAAGUCUGGAAUCUGGUGGUUCUUGUUGACGUACCUGCUCUUUGGGGGUUGGUAUGUUUGGCGUAGCAAGAUGCUCCAGAAAGAGAUUGCAGAAGGGAAACUCGAAGCACCAGAAGAACGAAAGGCACGGAGGGAAAGAAUGGACCGAUUGCAAGAGCUGCGAGAUAAGAUGGAAGAAGACCAAAGUGUACAUCCUCCUCCUCCUCCUUCUUCUUCCGCUUCAGAUUCAUUCUCCCCUUCGCCUUCCUCUUCAACUGCGGUGUCCGGAGAGCCUCUGGCUGAUCUGAUGGGGCAUAAGAAGAGUGCUGCUGCUGGUGCCGCCGGGGAUGCUCAACAGGGGCUGAAGAGGACCUUGACAGAUCUGGGUGCUGUUGUUGCUUCAAGUGGCAUUCUGCUGGGAGAACUUGGUGGUGCCAGCGAUUCGGGCGAGGACCCAGAUUUUCUAGUGAAAAUAAAAGAAGUGCAGCAGGCAGCAAGGGUAGCCAAGAUGAAGGACAAGCUUGAAGCCAGCGGGGGAAGGAUAUCUCAGGAUGAGAUGCUGGCCAGAAGGACAGGAAGAAGGCAUCAUAGUACCGAGAGCGACGGAGCAGAGGGAGGCUUGCACACAAGCGAAGAUGGCAGUCAUGGUUUGAGGGAGCGGAUUCCUGCUACCACCAUGGAGACCAAUCAAGAACAUCCACUAUCUGGCAUCCGGUUUGCUGAUAACAAGCUCGAUGCUGUCAAUACUACGUACUCUCCAGAGGAUGAUGGUGUUAGUGAAAGCGAGGGUUCCCCUGCAGCACAAGAUGAAGAAACUCAGUUGCUAGCAUCAUCAACUCCCUUGCAAACUUUGCGGGUGAAUUCUGGAGGCAGCGACAUAGGUGUUGGCGCUAUUGGCCAUGGAAACCAGAUUGUGAUUGGUGACGAAGACCAAUCUGAUGGCAAUUCCCUGGGUAAAGGUUCCCCAGUAGAGGAGAGAGGUGAUGCCGAGUCAGCAAGCGAGUUGGCAAGUGAUGACGAGGUGGAGGCUGAGGGAAACAACGAAUUUAAUGGAAAGAAUUUGUGUGAGGAUGCCUCGCAAGAACGAGGAGUGACGACUUCUCCAGAAAUUGUAGGAGUCAGAUCUUCAGCCGGGCAAAGUCAGGAUGGGACGUCUGAGGAUUUCACCGCUGGUGAUGAUGGGGAAAUGAAGGGGGAGGAGGGGGGAGAUGAUGAUGUCCUUGACGAAGAGGAGAUUGAUGAGGAGGAGCUUGUAGCACACAUAGAAGAAGUGAAUGAGAAGGUGAGGAACAACUGUGAGAAGGGCAUGCCGAUGUUCAAUGGUGUGUCAGAGGAGGACGAGGAGUUGUUUCUUAACAUGUUGGAGGUGGUUUUCAAGCAGUUUGACAAGAAGCUAGGCGGUAAGUCUCAGGAAGAGAUGGAAGGAGUGGGCGCAGGUAGCGCCAACAGGUAUGAAGGAAUAGAUCCAGAAGGGGUGAAAAGACUGGUGGGCAAGCUAAAGGAAAACAUUUGGAGUGGAAAGGAUGUACUGCUUGGCCUAGACGAGGAAGAAAGCAAAGAGAAGGAGACGCUACGGUCCCUGAAGAAGGUGUGGGAGAAGGAACUCUUGGAGGAAUCCCAGGAAGAGAAAUGGAGGCGGCCAUCUGUGAUCAAUGACAUAGCUCGCAAGGUGAGGGAUAAUGUGGAAUCUGGACGGUCACCAUUCCUCGGCUUUACCUCAGACGAGGAGAAGCAGUGGCUUGAAAGCCUUGAAGAGACGUACGGCAAGGAUGGAGUCGAGGAACUCCAAGCGCUGGGUAGACAGGAAACGGAGGAGGAGUCUGCAUGGCAGCAAGACCCCAUUCUGAAGGACAUUGUAAUGACGGUUAAGGACAAUGAGCAGAGGGGAAGACCAUCCUUAGAAGGAUUGACAAAGGAAGAAAAGGAAAGGUUCUGGAAAGGGAUCAGUGAUAAAUACAAGCGAAUCUCAGAAGGAGUGGAAAAUGUUGCAAAGGAGAACGUGGCGAAUCUGAAUAUCAAUACAUCAACACUUACUGGAGAAGAGAGCAUUGAAGAUUUUCGACCACGAUGGGUUGGCCCCAACAUGUCAGAACCACCAUUUAAUGCGCCUAACGAAGAAGUUUUGGAGACGAUGAAGAGGUAUAUGCAGGAGGCACUCAAACAGCGUGACCCAGUUUGGAAUGACAACUCAUCAGGCGACGAUGACGUAUCGGAGGAGACAGACUCUGGUGAAAGCGCUCCUGGAACUUACGCUGCAAGUUCUUCUGACGAUCAAGGGAGCGGUGUUGUUUCUUCGUCAUCACCGACACCCUCCUCUUCUCCUUCAUUGUCUUUCACGUCGUUUUCAGACAUGGUCUCCGAGAUAGAGGGAAAGCGUGGAAGAAAUCCUGUGAGCGCCCAAGGAUGGACAAGAGCUGAUGGACCCAGCGGAGCUCGCCAGGAAACUCAGAAACUGAGGAGUGGCGGCGCGGACGUUGGAGCGACAGAUGACCCGAGUCUGACAGAUGACAGCCCAUUGCCAUUGAGAGUGCCACAGAGAAGUGCUAAUCGGGAGUCCAUCGUUACCGACCGUCUUCGCACGGAUUCAAAAGACAAGUCUGCAAUGAAGCGCACUGAACGCGGUAAUGCAACGGGUGAUCUGCUAACUGGCAAAGGAAGUGGUGAUACACAAUGGAGCAACAUGAAGGACUGGGUGGCAAAGAAAAAGCGUCGUUUGAGAAAGGUCGAUCCGAAAUACCCACACAUGGAAAGAUGGACUGAUGAGAUGUGGGAACGGUAUGAGGAGGAAACGGACCCACAAGUUCGGGCAAUACUCAAACAAAUGGGAGCAGAUCUUAAGCAGUGGGUUUCUGAGACAGCUGUACAGGGAGAGCUGGAAAAGCAGAGGCAGUUUGAAGAGGUAAGAGAGAAAUGGCGGGCGGAACUGCGUGCUGAGAAGAAAAAGAUCGGCUUGGAAGGGAUGAUCAAGAAGUAUGCUACCUCUAAGGAGGAGAUAUUGAAAAAAAAGGAGGAGGAAGCGGCAUCAUGGAUUAAUCUACCUUACAUCCUGGGAGUGGAGCUGCAAAGAUUUGAAGAUGGGAACGAGGAGGGGGAUGUUGGUCUCUACUCCCUCAAUAUGGCCCCUCCGAAUCAAGAACAAAAGCCACAUGUUGUUGGAUUUGAAGACAAGGAUGAUGCCAUGAAAUUCUGCUGGCUCUUGCAAUCAAACUAUGAGGAAGGGUUUUCACCUUCCGUACGGGCAUUUCCUCCCAAGGUUUUGAGAGAUAUUGCAAAUUCCUCUGGCUUUGGAAUCACGGUUGUACGUCGGGCCGAUCUUGACAUCACAUCCAAUAUGGACAUGGAGGAGAUGGAGCGUCAACUGAUCAUGAUGGGAGGUGGAAAGUACUGGGAAGGGGUUCUGAGCGAUGAGGAGAUCGCACGCCAGUUCAAGGAGUUCCAGGAGCGAUCGACGUCGAUGUAAUAAUCAGCAUUGACAUAAUGUUCGAAGUUUUCGCUAUGGAGUGUUCUUCUUCGGAAACCAACAAUGGCAGCAAGGGAUGAAGUGGCACGCACAUGACGGUAAGCAUUCACUGAACCUUGGUGUUUGAUCCAACACCUCUGCAUAUUACUGUGCCAGGUGCCUGGCAGGUCUGGAAGAUCUGGAUCCCAGUCUGGAUGUCUGGACCUGGAUGACUCCACACGCGAUUGGGACACAGGUGUUCAGGCGUGUUGAGCCAGAGUGUUUUUUUUGUUUUUCCUCCCAAAUUCCGAACAAGGCGUCGUCGUUGCAUACCGAAACCAGACCUGGCGAGGGCCAGUUGACGGCCAGAGAAAUGUUCCAAAAAAAGAACUGCUGACUGCUUUCCAGAUCGAAGUUCAGUGGUUGUGAUUAUAAGCCCAUGUUCGUUUUGUUGAAAAACGAAAAAUCAAAUUUCUUACAGCUG
Molecule: messenger RNA, 6317 nt
Organism: Chara braunii
Lineage: Eukaryota; Viridiplantae; Streptophyta; Charophyceae; Charales; Characeae
Source: the annotation of a GenBank genome assembly